AUGCCCCCGGCAGUUCCAGGGUCGUUCUUUCCCGAUCUGGUCGACUAUUCCAGUCUGAGCUGGCAGGACUUUUUAGCCAUGACUGCGGGAGGGGAGACUCUCCGAACGCCUCCGGUUCUAGAUACCGACUCCCUCCGCUCGCUCCGUUUCCUGGACAAGUUCACCAGCAACACUGGGUUUGUCGCGAGUUUCGACUGUGGGACUGAGGCACAAAGACAUCAAGUUAUCUCCUCUCUGCAUCUCAGAGCAAUGCCACCGCUUGAUUCUUCGCUCGGAUCAGGCCAGCAGCUCAGUCCCACCGAGAGUCUACCGGCCAGCUGGAGUGACGACCCUUUGUCCCUGAAGACCCAUCAAAUCCUACUCCUCGUGAAGGAAGUGGUCAUGAUCAAGCCGCGCAACAGUGCUGUUACACUGGAUUGGUCUCCUGUGCUCGAGCAAAUGUGUCUCCAGUUUUUCUCUCCCGCAAGUCUGCGAAAGUUUCUUCAGCUGUACUGGUCCAUUUGGCAUCCAAAUGUCAACUUCGUCCAUCGGCCUAGUUUUGAACUUUUGAGUGCAAAACCCUCUGUCCUGGCUACCAUGGCUCUGAUUGGUGCCUGUGUCUCGCCGCUACCGGCAGACAAUGCUAAUGCCAGGAUGUGGUUCAACUGUGUGGAGGAAUUGGUUUUUAUUGACCAAGACUUCAACAGCGACCUGGCAAUCUCCUCUUCUACUGCCAUAGGCCGCCACCGCCACAAGAUACAGUCCCUUCAAGCCGCUUACAUGGUCUGUCUCUAUCAGACUUGGGAGGGCGAUGAUGCAAGUAAGCGAAGGGUGCGUCGCAAUCGGUUCGCAACUCUUGUCUCGACCGCCCGUGAUGUCGGGAUUCCCAUGGCACGGCACACACAGUACUCUCGACAACAGAGACAUGAAUUCGAUUGGGCGGACUUUGCUGUUCGAGAGGAACUCGUCAGACUCCUCACGUGGAUAUUUCUCCUAGAUACAGCCUUCAUCAUCUUCAACAAUCUCCCUCCUCGAAUGGUCAUCAAGGAGAUGAAGAUGAGCACUGCUGUACCGGAGGCUUGCUUUCAGGCGUUUACCGGCGAUGAGUGCUUUGAGAAAUUACAAUUGUUCCUGCCCCCUGAGAGUUCGUACUGGAAGGUCUCGUUGUGCAGCGCUUUUCAGACGCUGUGCAAAAAUAAUCUUGCGAUCACUGCUCGUGAUGGACUGGCCUCUCUCGGACCAUUGAAUCUAUUCGUGUUGGCAUCAGCUAUCCACUCGCUGAUUUUCCAAUACCGGAAUUCGUGGGACAGCUUACAACUUCUACCUCCCAUCCACAACGCCCUGAACAACUGGAAGAGCAUCUGGCAACAGUUCACGGCAAGCCUGGUACCAGGGAUGUCGCCUCAUGUUACUGUCGACCACGACAAUCUACAGCCAGACACCUUGUGGAAACGCGUUGGGUUCUGCAGCUACUGCCCGGAGUACUGGUUACUGGCUAACUUGAUGACGGAUAUGCUCACUGCGCGAAACACCACCGAGGCUUUAGAUGAAGGAAGGCAGAAUGAGUUGGAGCGACUCGAGGAUGGACCCCUGGAUUCGAUACUGAACAAGUAUGAUCAGACCAGCAUGCGGCAAGUCAACGACUUGAUCCUCAGCUUGUCGGACUUUCGCAUUGCAGGUUAA
Molecule: messenger RNA, 1662 nt
Organism: Aspergillus calidoustus
Lineage: Eukaryota; Fungi; Ascomycota; Eurotiomycetes; Eurotiales; Aspergillaceae
Source: the annotation of a GenBank genome assembly